UGAAGUCCCACACACGUGGUACACAUGGAGGGUUUGGUUUCUCUGGCGGCUGAGCUGCACCGGGUGGAGGCGCUUAAAUUCGGUCAAUUUCUGCUGAAGAGCGGCAUCUCCUCCCCGGUGUACUUCGACCUGAGAGUCAUCGUGUCUCACCCGGCCCUGCUCAGCCAGGUAGCAAAUCUUAUCUAUCAGACCUCCCAGGAUGCCGGCAUACAAUGCAGCACAGUGUGCGGAGUGCCAUAUACUGCCCUGCCACUCGCCACCCUGAUCUGUGCCAAGCACCAGGUGCCCAUGCUGAUCCGCAGGAAGGAGGCCAAGGACUAUGGAACGAAGAAGCUUGUUGAAGGGACGAUUGUCCCCGGAGAAACUUGUCUGAUUAUUGAAGAUGUAGUGACCAGCGGCUCCAGCGUUUUGGAGACGGCGGAGGUAUUGAAGAAGGAGGGUCUCCAGGUGACGGAUGCCAUCGUCUUGGUGGACAGAGAGCAGGGUGGUCGGGAGAGGCUGGCCGAGAACGGUAUCCGCCUCCAUUCGGUCAGCACUCUGACACAACUCCUGAACGUCCUGCAGCAGCUGGGGAAGGUGGACACGGAGAUGGUGGAGAACGUCCGCAGGUUCAUCCAGGAGAACAAGGUGAUCGAACUUCCAUCUGCCCCAGUCAAGAAACCUUGUACAGCCCUGAGCUACUCCUCCCGUGCUGCCCUCUCGGGGGCUCACCCGCUGGCCCGGCGACUCUGCGCCAUCAUGGAGAAGAAGAAGAGUAAUCUCUGCGUAUCGGCCGACGUUACCGACUCUGCGAGUCUUCUCCGGCUGGCUGCAGAGCUGGGACCGUCCAUCUGCAUGCUGAAGACUCACGUGGAUAUUCUGAUAGACUUCACACCUGAUGUCUCCGCCCAGCUCCGAGCGCUGGCCGAUCAACAUGACUUCAUGAUAUUCGAGGAUCGAAAGUUUGCAGAUAUUGGGAACACCGUGAAACACCAGUACGAGGGCGGUCUCUAUAAAAUCUCUUCAUGGUCUGAUGUGGUGAAUGCCCAUGCGGUGCCCGGCCCCGGGGUGGUACAAGGCCUGCAGGCGGUCGGCGAGCCUUUGGGUCGAGGCUGCCUUGUGAUCGCAGAGAUGAGCUCUCAGGGGUCUCUCGCCACCGGAGAUUACACCAAGGCGGCCGUGAAGCUGGCCGAGGAUCAUCCAGCGUUUGUAUUCGGCUUCAUCUCUGGACGCAAAGUCAGCGACAGACCCGAAUUCCUCCACCUCACGCCGGGAGUUCAGAUGCAGCCGGGAGGAGAUGAUCUGGGCCAGCGGUAUCGGACGCCUCGUGAGGUCAUCGCUAACAAAGGUUCUGACAUCAUCAUCGUUGGCCGCGGCAUCCUGUCCGCCAGCAGCCCGGCGGAGGCGGCGGAGACGUACCGCAGAGCGGGGUGGGAGGCGUACCUGUCUCGGAUCAGCGGAGGACAAUGAUUGGUCGGCUCCGGGAUGCAGACGCGAUGAAGCAGC
Nanorana parkeri is the source of this 1485-nucleotide messenger RNA. RefSeq names its product uridine monophosphate synthetase (gene UMPS). The record is from RefSeq and is a predicted model, not a curated record. Gene Ontology annotation, biological process: 'de novo' pyrimidine nucleobase biosynthetic process; 'de novo' UMP biosynthetic process. Bases 25 to 1449 code for a protein of 474 amino acids. Lineage: Eukaryota; Metazoa; Chordata; Amphibia; Anura; Dicroglossidae. The transcript has 6 exons. Gene Ontology annotation, molecular function: orotate phosphoribosyltransferase activity; orotidine-5'-phosphate decarboxylase activity.